Molecule: messenger RNA, 2545 nt
Organism: Ornithorhynchus anatinus (platypus)
Lineage: Eukaryota; Metazoa; Chordata; Mammalia; Monotremata; Ornithorhynchidae
Gene: PPDPFL
Product: pancreatic progenitor cell differentiation and proliferation factor like
Exons: 4
Coding region: 44-289 (81 amino acids)
Biological process (GO): cell differentiation; multicellular organism development
Source: RefSeq, a predicted model, not a curated record
AGACAUCCUUCAUCUGUGUGGGCCCACUCUCAUCAGAAGAGCAAUGGCGUCUGUACCUUCUGCUGGUUGCCUGCUGGCCAAAAAUCAGUACUAUCGAAAAUCCAGUAUUUCCUCGGUCAGUUCUUCCUGUGGCCCCGACACAAUAAAUUUCACCGACCAGGAAAAAGUCCAUUCGGGGCUGCCUGAUAUCUCUGAGACAUCCUGGUGGAUCAAAAGCUUUUUCCACUCCGAACCUGUUCUCCCAAAUAUCGGAAGAAAAGAUCUGUCUGCUGGCAGCAUUAAUAGCUGAUUCUGGCAAGCAAACCGAGUCUACCUGCUGUGGUAUUACAUAUAUAAACUCACGUCCCUAAGCGUGGGGCUCUUCCAGAUGGUCUUUCUCUGCUGUAUGAAGACAAUAACCUGCGUGAAGCCUCAUUUCCAAGAGAAGAUCACAGCUUAGCAAAGAUAUGCCAAUGAUUUAAGCUGUUUUAUUCAGUGCUGAUAUUGUCACUUAGGUUGCAUGGUGAAAAGUGCUUUUUGAAGCAGAGUUUAGUUGCCUUGUAUCUGUUGGGAAUGAUUGCAAGUGAAAGGUAAGGGAUGAAAGGGCCCUUGAAUUUUUCCAAAUUAUUAUUUAUUUAUUUUUGGGUGGGGGUGGUCUUAAACUUCAGUAGUCCUAUAACUGGGGAAACUGCUGUUGUGCUUUAAAACAUGUAUGAUGCUUAUAAUGGCAUUGAAAUAAAUGAUCAGGUUUUCACAAGCUUGGCUUAUCUAUUCAGGACACAUCCAGGCUUCAUUGUUAACUUACUCCUGACUCCUGACUCCUUCUCUAAAACACGGUUUUGUGAGGUUCAGGUUUGGUGGUGUAGUAUGGGAAAUGAAGUGUAAAUCACCUGGUUUGCAUUCAACAAAGAACUGUUGAAUAGGCAUUAUGGCCAACACAUUGCUGGCCUUCAGCUAACCAGUGUUAAUCAACCCAUGGUAUUUAUUGAGCGCUCACUACGUGCAGAGCACUGUACUAAGCACUUGGGAAGAGUGCAUUGCAACAGAAUUAGCCAACACGUUUCCUGCCCAUAGAGAGCCUUCAUUCUAGAGGGGGAGAUGAUCCUUCGUAAGCUUCUGAUAGGCUGAAUCUGAGUUUGUUUCUCCCUCUCGUUCUUUGGCUUUUUCAUUAUCUCAAGAACAAAUAGGAUCAACUGCAAUUCUAUCAUAUUCCUAUGUCCAUCCCUAGAAAUGAGAAGGAGCUCAGAGACACCCAUUAAAGCUUCCAGAUCUUCUGAGACCAUUUGGAGUCCUGUCCUCUCGUAUUGUUAAAAAAUGAAAUGUUUCAUAAUGUUUUUCCCUUUUGUUUAGAAAGCAAAGUGCCUUAUUCUGAAGAAAGGUAGGCAUUUGUAACAAAUGUCUUUGUCUUGUUUUUGCAGUUCUUACUUUUAAAAUCUCAUGAAGAUCUGUGAAAUAGUUUAGCUUGGAGAUGUCUUCAUGGCCAGUGUAUAAGGGCAGGAUGAUUUUAAAGAUUUUAUACAUUUUAUAUUAAAAGUUAUGGACUUGUUAUGUUGUUGAAUCAUUUUGUGUUGUUCAAGCAUUUUUAUAACUUAUUUGAUCCCUUCUGAAAUUUUUAUAUUUUCAUAUAAGAACAUUUUGAAAUUGAAUAUGAGCUUACUGCAAAUAAGUUGAAGUGGUGGAUACAAGGUAAUGAAGACACAAAGAAGAAAUGGGAUAGAAAAUAGAAGUCUCCAAAUAUUCAACAAAUUGCAUUUUAGUCACUUGUUCAAAUUUCUUUAGUCUUUUAUCCAUUUAUGAGGAAGAUGGAUUUAUUCUUUGAAUAAUAAAAUAUUUAGCUCUAACCCAUUGAAAAUAAUAUUUUCUUCAGCAGUGGAUCCUACUUUUAAAGUAGAUUUUUUUCUUUCAUCUCUGUUUUGGAAGAGGGAAUUCCUGCUCACUAUCCUAAGGAUAUCAAUAAUUUCUCAUUAAUCAAUGGGGAAAUAGUCAUUUAAUGAGUCCAUCCAGACAAAAGGCACAUUUUAGCAAAGAAGUCUUCCAGUGGAAAAUAAUUGUGGACAAGUUUGCAAGGGAACAGUCUCAUCUUUGGAGUCUCUGCACAAUUUUCUCAUAGUUAAUCAAAAUUCAUCCCAAAGCAACAGCCUAGCACUGACCAGUCCAAUAAAAUGGUCAUUCCUGCAGGCAUGACCUGAGGCUUCCUUGAAUGACUCAGAUACAAUCUAUGCAGUAAGGCUUUAUUUAGAUAUAGUAGAACUAUUCAUUCACUGUUAAAUAAUUGAAGUGCAUUAAUGACAGCAAUUUUUAGUGACAGCAUCUUGAGAUGUGUAAUUUCUAAAAGAUAUGCUUUAUUUUAAUUCAUUUAAUUUCAUGUAAUCUUAACCCACAUUUGGAUUGAAAUUAACUUGAAAAUUGUAAUUUGACAUAAAUUCAAUUGGAUCCAUUUCUAGUUUUCACCACUGUAUACCAUUUCUGAUAUAUGAUAAUGUGUGUAUGCUCUCAACCCAGUUAGAAAUGUAAAGUUUUGCAUAGGUGAGGCAGAAUUAAGUGUAAUCUAUUCUCAUCAUUUUGU